AUGGGCCCACCCCUGAAGAUAGAAGUUAAUCUACUAUGGGCCCAUGGUGGGGGCUCUGGCCUUGCCAAAUUCAAGGUGUUUGUUGAGUCGGAAGAUGAGGAGGACUCAGUCACUCAGCCGAUUUCGCGUGGAGUUCCAGAGGUCGUCCUCCCCUGGCUCUCCCCAGAUGUUGCAAGGAUGUCCGGAUCACCUCGGUCACCCCAGAGCCCGAAGAAGAAACCCUUUGGGCCUGCUACAGCAAUUGCCAGCAAACGUCCGGAGGUCAUCGAGCCCCCUCAGGCAACUCCUGAACCUCUGGUAGAGGUGCACCCCAGUCAUCGACGCAGAACAACCCUUGCCAGGCUUGCCACAAGAUGGAAUGGCCCUGCGCAACUCGGUUUGACAAGAGGACCAGCGCCCCUGUGCAUGUCCUGCGUCUACUGCACCACCAAGAAGAUCAAGUGCAUCUCCGUCAAUCCAUCACCCGGACCACCAGGAGGACCAGAUCCAGGACCCCUUCCAAAGCUCCCUCCAAAGCUCCGGCCACCUUGCAAUCCACCGGCCCAUCAAUCUCAGGUCUCUUCCGUCACUCCUGGUCCAUCUCGUGCCCAAACACCAAAGGUGCAAACACGUGGUCGCAGCAAGACUGUCACUGCUGCCAAGGAACCUACACCUGCACCAGCUCUCCCAUCUUCGACUUCCGGAGUUCCUCAUUCGGCACUCGAUGUGCCAAUGCUGGAUUUGCAUGCCAUGGCAAUGGCUGAUUCGGGAGGAUUGACACCCUGCAAUGCCUUCAUGAAGGCCUUCAACGCGAAAUCAUCCUCCAGCACCCAACAUUUCCACUUCCGGAUGCCCAAGGUGAUGCAACAUCAUUUUUGCUUCAUCAACCUGUCCCUCCGGCCAUGUCAACCCCUGCAUCCGCACUUCCUCCUCUCAUUGACCUGUCUAUGGAAGGGAUGGAGCCCAACCCCCCCCCCCCCCAACCUCCAGGAUGAGUCUGCCAUCGAUGGACUCAUAUUUGAGCUCAACCAAAUUCAUCCUGAGGUUUCACAGAUGCCCAGCGAAAUUGUGAAACCAGAUGAUCCAGGCAAUCUUUUCCCAGAGUAUGAUUCAGUUGAAGAGAUGGAUGUUCAAGUGAAGGGUGAACCUUCUGGUGAGGAUGUUGACAUGACUACAUAA
Messenger RNA from Suillus bovinus, 1158 nucleotides. RefSeq lists its product as uncharacterized. Bases 1 to 1158 code for a protein of 385 amino acids. NCBI's taxonomy places the organism in Eukaryota, Fungi, Basidiomycota, Agaricomycetes, Boletales, Suillaceae. The transcript has 8 exons. The record is from RefSeq and is a predicted model, not a curated record.